This is a messenger RNA of Rhodofomes roseus, 1968 nucleotides long. RefSeq lists its product as uncharacterized. Lineage: Eukaryota; Fungi; Basidiomycota; Agaricomycetes; Polyporales; Fomitopsidaceae. The transcript has 3 exons. The record is from RefSeq and is a predicted model, not a curated record. Bases 68 to 1864 code for a protein of 598 amino acids.
GCUCAAUGCUCAUUCACGUUGCUGACUCCUGAGUGCUCAUCAUAGUUGCAGCUCUAUUCCGCUUUCGAUGCAUCAGGUGAUCUCAGUGACAGACAUCCUCCUCGCAAUUCUCGCCAAUCUGGACGCACAUCCGUCAUCGCUAGCUGCAUUCGCAAGAACGUGUACAUCAUUGCACGAACCCGCGAUCGGUGUCUUAUGGAGCAGACUAUACAACCUCGUCCCCCUCAUCAAGCUCUUCCCCGAUGAUGCCUGGGAGAUGAAGCUUAAGGAGGAAGAAGACGCGCGCUAUCAAUGGCGAUCGCCGAUGCCUGUUGUCAACCUGACGAGGGCUCCAGUCGCACCUCACGAUUGGUUGGCUUUCGAUAAAUACGCAUGCCUGGUCAGACACCUCGGCUCGGACAUGCCAGUACACCAGGAAUUUGACAAUCGUUUUGCACACGAGCAUCUCUACUACGCCAGGGAACACAUCUCACUGACAACAUGGCAAAUGCUUGCCGUUUGUCGUCGCACCAGCCUGGUACCGUGGUUGCAGAGCGUUGUAUGGCCUCUCACUCCAUGUCAUAACGACAUAGGCACCAUCUUGUACCUGCAACUUCUGGUGUGUCCACAGCUCAGGCGCGUUACAGUGAAUCCAGACUUCCCUCUUCAUGACGAGGAGUCUGUUCGAUGUAACCUGCCACCGCUCGAAUCCAUCCUGGGCGCCUUGCACACUACCUGCCCAAACUUGGAGGCCAUCACAAUGUUGUCGUUCUCUGGUCCACUCCCCUCUGCACCAAUCAGGCUGUCGGUAUCCUCUCGACUGUCUUCACACCUCAUAGCAUUCCGUCAUCUGAAAUCAAUUCAAUGCCGGGGUGUCAAAUUUUCAGUGCGCGAUGUCCUACGAUUCUCUGCGAUACCGGUGUUGGAAUCACUGUCGAUUGAUAUGUUCGAUGACGACAAUGCGCCAAUCGCGACAGAAAACACGUAUCACACGUCUACCCCCUGGAUCUUCGCCUCCUUGACAAGGAUGUCGAUUCGUUUGUACUCGUUGCAAUGCUACAUGAAGCUUGCUGUUGCCUCGCCUUCCUUUCCCCAGGUCGAGGAACUGGAGCUGUCCGCAGACGCGUUGACGCAAUCGAGUAUCCCACAGCUGGCGCCAGUGUUCGCCAACAUCGCCUCAUUAUUCCCCCCCGAUACAUUGACGAAAAUCACCAUUCGUGACUACUCUUCUUAUGCGCAUCUAACAAUCUCUCAGAAUGUAGCGAUCACGCCUCAGAUCCUUCGCCACCUCUUCAUCUUCCGCAAUUUGCGACAACUGCGCAUCGCUGCUUGGAGUUGGCGCACGGAAUACGGUGACAACCUCCUUGUCGAUAUGGCAGCCGCUUGGCCCAAUCUACGUCACCUAGAUCUGAACACUUCAGUCGAGGCGAGCGGCUGGGAAAAGUCGCGUUUCCUCGUCACAUUGCGUGGCAUGCUCACUCUCGCCUGGCGCUGCCGAGAGCUCAACUAUCUCGGUGUACUGUUCCACGCAGAUCCGUCCAGUUUCCCGGACCACGAGGAGCUGCUCGAGCAGGAUCUCAGGGUCGUUGAUGGGAGCCCUGUGUUGGCUAGCCUUCGCCGUUUGAAUGUAUCCUGGUCAACCAUCACGAACCCGGAGCAAGUAGCUGCCAUUGUGUCCAAGUUCUUUCUGCCAUCCAUGACCGUCGAUAGCGCCUGUGGACGAUGGUCCAACGGAGACUUUGAGUCAGAUACCGGGACGGAAUCAUCAGACAAUGAGGCCUGGGGCAGCGUCGCAGGCCUCCUCCCGGUACUCUGUGGAGUGCGGGAAGAAGAGCGCAAGCGUGCCCGUAGACUGGUGGCUAGUGGCAGGUUCAGCGCGAUUUGAAUCGCAUGCAAGUAUCAUGCCAGAGUACAAUGCGUAGUGCCCUUCGCGCUGUCGAUCAGCGCACCUCGUCGAUUGUCCGGAUACUGUGGGAUCAACAACAAAAG